UUACCUACACUGAUGGAAUCCAACAUUCCAAUGACAAAGGGGACAUCACAUCCAUUGCUAUCUCACCUCGCGAUGUCACUAGCCCCAGGAGGGAGUUCCACCAUACACUAUGAAUCCCAAAUGAAAGUCUUAUUAUGGAACUGCUGUGGCUGCAAUAGCUUGGAUUUUCAAAGAAAUUUUAGAGCUAUUGUUGCAUGGAACAAUCCUACUAUAAUAUGUUUAACCGAAACAAAAAUGGCAAACCACUACCCACUCAUGCACGCAGUGGGUUUCACUGACAUGUUUGAUAUAGCUGCAGAAGGUUAUUCCGACGGGGUCGUGUUCAUGUGGAAAAGUGAUGAGCUGAGCAUGGAUCCAGUCGCAGUCACUGACCAAGAAAUACAUGUCAAUGUGCAGGUUUCUCCUAAAAGCGAUGCGGCAGGCACAAGUUAACCAGAUAUAUCGUGAAGCAAAUGUUGUUGCACAUACCCUAGCUCUAUAUGGAAGAAAAAUGUGCUCAAACAUGAUAGCUAGGGAAGAAAAACAUGUUUUUUGGAACUCUACUCCUCCUUUC
Molecule: messenger RNA, 553 nt
Organism: Lycium ferocissimum
Lineage: Eukaryota; Viridiplantae; Streptophyta; Magnoliopsida; Solanales; Solanaceae
Exons: 2
Coding region: 13-432 (139 amino acids)
Source: RefSeq, a predicted model, not a curated record